GUGCUUCAAGCAGCUACAUAUAGCAAGUGUUGUAAAGAAUUGUUUGAUUAAAAACGAAAAACAAAAACCAAUCCUUCAAGAUGCGUUUGGGCCAGACUGUACCAAAUUUCAAAGCCGACACCACCAAGGGUCCCAUCAAUUUCCACGAAUGGCAGGGCAACUCGUGGGUGGUGCUCUUCUCGCAUCCCUCCGAUUUUACACCCGUUUGUACCACAGAGUUGGGUCGGAUUGCCGUUCACCAGCCGGAGUUUGCCAAACGUAAUACCAAGUGCUUGGCCCAUUCGGUGGACCCACUGGAAUCGCAUGUUGACUGGGUCAACGACAUCAAGAGCUAUUGUCUGGAUAUUCCCGGCGAGUUUCCCUAUCCCAUUAUUGCCGAUCCCACUCGCGAUUUGGCCGUAAGCUUGGGAAUGUUGGAUGAGGACCAGAAGAAGGAUCCCGAAAUUGGCAAAACGAUUCGAGCUUUGUUUGUCAUCAGUCCCGAUCACAAGGUUCGUCUGUCCAUGUUCUACCCGAUGUCUACAGGUCGCAAUGUUGAUGAAAUAUUGCGUGUAAUUGACUCUCUACAAUUGACGGAUCGCUUGCAAGUAGUGGCCACCCCCGCCAACUGGACUCCUGGCACCAAGGUCAUGAUUUUACCAACUGUUACCGAUGCGGAGGCUCAUAAGCUCUUCCCGAAGGGCUUUGACAAGGUGGAAAUGCCAUCUGGCGUCAAUUAUGUGCGCACCACAGAGAAUUAUUAAUUUUAUUUUGUACAUAUGUUAUAUGGAAAGACUAAAUAUACCAAUGAUUUUUUUAUAAACUCUGAUAA
Molecule: messenger RNA, 811 nt
Organism: Scaptodrosophila lebanonensis
Lineage: Eukaryota; Metazoa; Arthropoda; Insecta; Diptera; Drosophilidae
Product: peroxiredoxin-6-like
Exons: 4
Coding region: 81-743 (220 amino acids)
Biological process (GO): cellular oxidant detoxification; cell redox homeostasis
Cellular component (GO): mitochondrion; cytosol
Molecular function (GO): peroxiredoxin activity
Source: RefSeq, a predicted model, not a curated record